AUGAAUGAAUAUGCAAAAACAAACAUGAAAAUCGACAUGCUUUCUUCUCUUGCUCUCGUCGUCUGCGUACUCUGUUUUUCGGCGUUGAUUCCGCAGGCUACCCCCGCCCCAUUUCUCUUCCCGGAAGCUCAGUCCACCAUCCUCCCCGACCCUUCCACCUUCUUCGCCCCGAACCUCCUCUCAUCCCCGCUCCCCACCAACUCCUUCUUCCAAAACUUUGUCCUCAACAAUGGCGACCAACCUGAAUACAUCCACCCCUACACCAUCAGAUCAGCCAACUCUUCCCUAUCUCUCGCUUACCCGUCUUUCUCCUACAACUCUACUGCCGUAUCCACAACCCCGUUCGAAGCUGACCUCACCAUCUUCGCGUCCAAUUCAAACAAGAACGGCCACCAUGUAGUCUCCGACUUCAAUGAUUUGAGUGUGACAUUGGACUUUCCCUCCUCCAACCUCCGCUUCUACCUGGUUCGGGGAACCCCCUUUCUCACCUGCUUUGUUUAUCGCCCCACGGCGGUUUCUUUAUCGACCAGUCAUAAGAUUGUCUCGGCUUCCUCAGCGAGUGGCUCAAAAACCAAGUUCAUCGUCAAGCUCGACAAUGGUCAGACAUGGUUAGUAUACACAUCCUCCCCAACUGAAUUAAUUAACAGCGACUCGUCCACGUUAUCUCUUAAAAAAAUUUCUGGGAUUAUUCGUGUUGCUGUAGUGCCGGAUCCUGAUCCUAAAUCUGAGAAAGUUCUCGACCACUUCAGUUCUUGUUACCCGAUUUCUGGGGCAGCUGUGCUCGAAAACUCAAAUACUUUGUCGUAUAAAUUUGAAAAGAAAGGUGGAGAUUUGCUUGUGCUCGCUCAUCCUCUCCAUCUCAAGCUUCUGUCCAAUGCUACUGUUUUGCAAAAUUUUAAGUACAAAAGCAUCGACGGUGAUUUGGUUGGCAUUGUUGGUGAUUCGUGGCUGUUAGCACCGAAGCCUAUUCCAGUCACUUGGAACUCCGUUGGAGGUGUAAAAAGAGAUGCGUUUUCUGAGAUCAAAUCCGCGCUUCAUCGAGAUGUCGACGCCCUUAGUUCAACAGAAUCAAAUCCCAAAUCUUCAUACUUUUACGGGAAAUUAGUUGCUAGAGCGGCGAGGCUGGCUCUGAUCGCCGAGGAGCUAGCUUGUUCUGAUGUGAUCCCUGCGAUUAGGACAUACUUGAGCGAUAAAAUUGAGCCAUGGUUGGACGGUGCUUUUAGCUUCAACGGAUUUUUGUACGAUAAAACAUGGGGUGGAAUUAUUACCAAAUCCUCCAGAACUGAUCCGACUGCUGAUUUCGGGUUUGGUAUUUAUAACGAUCACCAUUUUCAUCUGGGGUACUUUAUAUAUGGAAUUUCCGUGUUAGCAAAGAUUGAUCCUAUAUGGGGAGAGAAGUACAAGCCUCAAGCUUACUCGCUCGUGGAGGAUUUUCUGAACAAGGGCAAGCAAUCGAAUCCAAAUUACACUCGUCUGAGAUGCUUUGAUCUUUAUAAAAUGCACUCGUGGGCGGGAGGGUUGUCAGAAUUCCCAGACGGGAGGAAUCAAGAGAGCACGAGUGAGGCAGUUAAUGCCUACUAUGCAGCUGCUCUGAUGGGGAAAGUCUAUAGAGAUGCGCAACUUGAGGCCACCGGUUCUCUGCUUACUGCAUUAGAAAUUCAGGCAGCUCAAAUGUGGUGGCAUGUGAGAGAGGGAGGAAAGAAUCAAAUUUACAAGAAAGGUUUCGCGAAGAAAAACCGGGUUGUGGGAAUUUUAUGGGCGAUCAAGAGAGACAGCAAGCUUUGGUUUGCGACUGCAAAGGAAAAAGAAGUCAGACUUGGAAUCCAAAUGCUGCCUAUUUUGCCAGUUACUGAGGUAUUGUUCUCUGAUGAGGGGUUUGCUAAUGAGCUAGUGAACUGGGCAUUACCGGCGUUCAGGAGGAAGGGAGUCACGGACAGAUGGAAAGGAUUUGUGUAUGCAUUACAAGGGAUGUACGACAAAGAACGCGCUUUGGAGAAGAUUAGAAGCUUGAAAGAUUUCGACGAUGGAAACUCCCUUAGUAAUCUGUUAUGGUGGAUUCAAAGUAGAUAAACUUCUGUGGGUUAAUUUUUUCUUGCAUGUGCAUGUGGUCAAAUAUCUUAACGGACAGAGUGUUAGGUUUUUAUUCAUACAUCUCGGAUUCAAAAUUCGUUUUUGUUUGAAUUAUUGUAAUAGUUUCGAAUUCUCCUU
Messenger RNA from Pyrus x bretschneideri (Chinese white pear), 2208 nucleotides. RefSeq names its product probable endo-1,3(4)-beta-glucanase ARB_01444. NCBI's taxonomy places the organism in Eukaryota, Viridiplantae, Streptophyta, Magnoliopsida, Rosales, Rosaceae. The record is from RefSeq and is a predicted model, not a curated record. Gene Ontology annotation, molecular function: endo-1,3(4)-beta-glucanase activity. The coding region runs from base 1 to 2070 and encodes 689 amino acids. The transcript has a single exon.